CACCAAUGUAGUUGCAUGUCUCUUAUCUAACAACAACUACAUUUAAACGCAAAUCUUUUAAAUGUCUUAGAUAAAAAGGACGUUCAAUGUUUUAGACUGUGUUUCCGUCUGACUGUUUUGAUAAGGUUGACCUUGACCUUCGAUCAUGUUGGCACCCCUGGCACUGACCUUGCUCUUCGUGAGCGCCUCUGUGGCUGGACCGGUUCCUGCGCAGAGUGACGCGAUCGGAAACCUGAUCAACGAUGCUGUUGGAAUUUUAUCUGGAGGAGUCGGGAAGAAAGGUCUCCAGGAAAGUGAUUUGGUGAUCGUGGCUGACAUUCUGGGUUCGGUUCUUGGGCAAGCUCAUGAACGCGACUUGGAACAGGAAGGUGACAUCUCAUUACUGGCUGACAUUUUAGGAUCAGUCGUAGGAAGUUUCUUUGGAAAGAGAAGUUCCGAAACACAAGAUGACAUAUCAUUACUGGCUGACAUUUUAGGAUCACUCGUAGGAAGUUUCUUUGGAAAGAGAAGUUCCGAAACACAAGAUGACAUCUCAUUACUUGCUGAUCUUUUAGGAUCAGUCGUAGGAAGUUUCUUUGGAAAGAGAAGUUCCGAAACACAAGAUGACAUCUCAUUACUUGCUGAUCUUUUAGGAUCAGUCGUAGGAAGUUUCUUUGGAAAGAGAAGUUCCGAAACACAAGAUGACAUCUCAUUACUUGCGGAUAUUUUAGGAUCAGUCGUAGGAAGUUUCUUUGGAAAGAGAAGUUCCGAAUCACAAGAUGACAUCUCAUUACUUGCUGAUCUUUUAGGAUCAGUCGUAGGAAGUUUCUUUGGAAAGAGAAGUUCCGAAACACAAGAUGACAUCUCAUUACUUGCUGACAUUUUAGGAUCAGUCGUAGGAAGUUUCUUUGGAAAGAGAAGUUCCGAAACACAAGAUGACAUCUCAUUACUUGCUGACAUUUUAGGAUCAGUCGUAGGAAGUUUCUUUGGAAAGAGAAGUUCCGAAACACAAGAUGACAUCUCAUUACUUGCUGACAUUUUGGGAUCAGUCGUAGGAAGUUUCUUUGGAAAGAGAAGUUCUGAAACACAAGAUGACAUCUCAUUACUUGCUGACAUUUUGGGAUCAGUCGUAGGAAGUUUCUUUGGAAAGAGAAGUUCUGAAACACAAGAUGACAUCUCAUUACUUGCUGACAUUUUGGGAUCAGUCGUAGGAAGUUUCUUUGGAAAGAGAAGUUCCGAAACACAAGAUGACAUCUCAUUACUUGCUGACAUUUUGGGAUCAGUCGUAGGAAGUUUCUUUGGAAAGAGAAGUGCCGAAACACAAGAUGACAUCUCAUUACUAGCUGACAUCUUAGGAUCACUCGUAGGAAGUUUUUUUGGAAAGAGAAGUUCCGAAACACAAGAUGACAUCUCAUUGUUUGCUGACAUUUUAGGAUCAGUCGUAGGAAGUUUCUUUGGAAAGAGAAGUUCCGAAACACAAGAUGACAUCUCAUUACUUGCUGACAUUUUGGGAUCAGUCGUAGGAAGUUUCUUUGGAAAGAGAAGUUCCGAAACACAAGAUGACAUCUCAUUACUAGCUGACAUCUUAGGAUCACUCGUAGGAAGUUUUUUUGGAAAGAGAAGUUCCGAAACACAAGAUGACAUCUCAUUGUUUGCUGACAUUUUAGGAUCAGUCGUAGGAAGUUUCUUUGGAAAGAGAAGUUCCGAAACACAAGAUGACAUCUCAUUACUUGCUGACAUUUUGGGAUCACUCGUAGGAAGUUUUUUUGGAAAGAAAAGUUCCGAAACACAAGAUGACAUCUCAUUACUUGCUGACAUUUUAGGAUCAGUCUUAGGAAGUUUCUUUGGAAAGAGAAGUUCUGAAACACAAGAUGACAUCUCAUUACUUGCUGACAUUUUGGAAUCAGUCGUAGGAAGUUUCUUUGGAAAGAGAAGUUCCGAAACACAAGAUGACAUCUCAUUACUUGCUGACAUUUUGGGAUCAGUCGUAGGAAGUUUCUUUGGAAAGAGAAGUGCCGAAACACAAGAUGACAUCUCAUUACUAGCUGACAUCUUAGGAUCACUCGUAGGAAGUUUUUUUGGAAAGAGAAGUUCCGAAACACAAGAUGACAUCUCAUUGUUUGCUGACAUUUUAGGAUCAGUCGUAGGAAGUUUCUUUGGAAAGAGAAGUUCCGAAACACAAGAUGACAUCUCAUUACUUGCUGACAUUUUGGGAUCAGUCGUAGGAAGUUUCUUUGGAAAGAGAAGUUCCGAAACACAAGAUGACAUCUCAUUACUAGCUGACAUCUUAGGAUCACUCGUAGGAAGUUUUUUUGGAAAGAGAAGUUCCGAAACACAAGAUGACAUCUCAUUGUUUGCUGACAUUUUAGGAUCAGUCGUAGGAAGUUUCUUUGGAAAGAGAAGUUCCGAAACACAAGAUGACAUCUCAUUACUUGCUGACAUUUUGGGAUCACUCGUAGGAAGUUUUUUUGGAAAGAAAAGUUCCGAAACACAAGAUGACAUCUCAUUACUUGCUGACAUUUUAGGAUCAGUCGUAGGAAGUUUCUUUGGAAAGAGAAGUUCUGAAACACAAGAUGACAUCUCAUUACUUGCUGACAUUUUGGGAUCAGUCGUAGGAAGUUUCUUUGGAAAGAGAAGUUCCGAAACACAAGAUGACAUCUCAUUACUUGCUGACAUUUUGGGAUCAGUCGUAGGAAGUUUCUUUGGAAAGAGAAGUGCCGAAACACAAGAUGACAUCUCAUUACUAGCUGACAUCUUAGGAUCAGUCGUAGGAAGUUUCUUUGGAAAGAGAAGUUCCGAAACACAAGAUGACAUCUCAUUACUUGCUGACAUUUUGGGAUCACUCGUAGGAAGUUUUUUUGGCAAGCGACAUAUUUAGCUUCCUCAUUGAAAAUA
Messenger RNA from Physella acuta, 2874 nucleotides. RefSeq lists its product as uncharacterized. Lineage: Eukaryota; Metazoa; Mollusca; Gastropoda; Physidae. The record is from RefSeq and is a predicted model, not a curated record.